AUCAACCUUGUUUUUCCCUUUGUCUGGCCUUCACAAUGAUACAUGAAAUCUUCAUAAUCACCUUCCUUGGCCUUUUUCUUCUUCUAUCAUAUUUUCUUAGAGCUUUCGAUCUUCCGAUCUCCAUCGACCACAGUCCAUAUAGUGAUUCCUGUGGACUUGUCUUCCACGUGUCUACUGAUUCAUAUAAUCUCGGACCCUGCAGCGAUCCUAGUUACGAACUAGUCUGUGAGAAAAACAGAACAUUGUUACAUUUAAUCUAUGGAAGGCACUUAGUUCAGACCAUUUAUGCCAUUAACUCCACCACCGUCAAAUCCAUCGCCGGUGGAGUUGACGAUGACAACUGCUAUGCAAUCACUCGUCAUUCUCUCCCAUACAGCAACUUCAGCCACGUUUUCUCUGACAAAUAUUAUUCUUCUGUUGUGGGUGGAUUAGUGUUGUUCAGCUGCGAAAAUCCAGUUCUCUCUCUAAGUGAUAAUGAUGCUGUUGUGCAGUUUUGUUCAAGCAGUGAAGAGCCAAAAACGCCUUAUUCUUAUUUGCUGAAGGCACAGGAUCUAAGCGUAUCUGCUGUGGCAGAGUCGUGUAAAAUAGAUUUGAUGGUGAAGGUGUCGCCAUGGGGACCAAUGACAUGUAAUGAGAAUUGUUCAUAUCCACAAGUUCAGAGCGAAGAGAUUAAAGGGAUUGAGAUCAAAUGGCGACCAAAUCGUUGUGGCGUGUGGGAAGGAGAGAAAGGUAAUAACUGCCGGUUUGAAAAUACCACAAAUAUGGUUCUCUGUCAUCCUCGGAUUGAAGAAUUUGGUGUUUCUGAAUUUCUUUUGGAAUUGGUUUCGAAGUGUCUAUUUGCAGUGACGCUCUGGUCUGCAGCUAAAUUUGUACUAGGUGCCCCGUGUGCUUUUAUAUUCUUGAUUCGUCGAUGGAGGAGAAGGCAUCAAUCUUAUGAUGACAAUGUUGAGGACUUCCUCCAAAAUAAUAGCAAUUUGAUGCCCAUAAAGUACUCUUACUCAGAGGUCAAGAAAAUGACUAAUGGCUUCAAACACAAGUUAGGUGAAGGAGGCUAUGGUUAUGUCUAUAAAGGUAAGCUUCGAAGCAAUCGUGAUGUAGCUGUCAAGUUACUGGGAAAGUCCAAAACCAAUGCACAAGAUUUCAUCAGUGAAGUCGCCACUAUUGGCAGGAUUCAUCAUGUCAAUGUGGUGCAGCUAAUCGGGUUCUGUGCUGAAAGAAACAAGAGAGCUCUUGUUUAUGAGUUCAUGUCUAAUGGAUCUCUUGACAAGUACAUUUUCUCAGAGAAACAGCGGAACGCGUUGAUCAAUUUUGAAAAAAUAUUUAAUAUUUCUCUAGGGAUUGCCCGAGGAAUUGAAUAUUUACAUCGAGGAUGUGAUAUGCAAAUUCUACACUUCGAUAUCAAACCCCACAAUAUCCUACUUGAUGAGAACUUUAAUCCAAAAGUUUCAGAUUUUGGAUUGGCAAAGUUGUAUCCAUUAGAAAAUAGUAUUGUAUCUUUGACAAAUGCAAGGGGAACAUUUGGAUACAUGGCGCCUGAAUUUUUGUACAAGAACAUUGGAGGGAUAUCACACAAAUCUGAUGUUUAUAGUUUUGGGAUGUUGUUGAUGGAAAUGGCUGGGAGAAGAAAGAACACGAAUGUCAUUGAACAUUCUUGGCAAACAUAUUUUGCCAAAUGGGUCUAUGACCAAUUUGAGGAAAUAAUAGAUGAGGGUAAUACCUCUAACGAGGAAAGGGAAAUUGCAAAGAAGAUGAUUACAAUAGCUUCACAUUGCAUACAAAUGUAUCCUGGUGAUCGACCCUCGAUGAAGGAAGUGAUAGAGAUGCUUGUGGGAGAAAUUGAGCUCCAAGAAGCUUUGCCACCCUAAAUUUUAUGUAACUUAAUUGCCAAGAAGGUUUAUGAAAGAGGAUAAGGGACUCAUGACAAUUUGAGUUUAGAAAGAGUUAUUAUUUGCAAUAAACAUGUAAAACUACUAUAAUUGUUAGCAUGUUUGAUGUUUUCUUAGCAUUUUGAUUUACUGGACUAUAGGCUUUGAGAAGAAUCACAUAGACAUCCAUUAAGAUUCAUCUGUAGUUAUGGAUUUUGAAAACAAUUGGAUCAUUUGAUGACAUAAUUGUGAUCGACAGUUUAUGUAUAUGUUGAUAUAAUUAAUCCAAUAGGUCUUCCAAAAAAAAAAAAAAAGGAGCGAGUACGGAAGAUAGAACUAAGCUCCACAUUUUAUUUCA
Molecule: messenger RNA, 2223 nt
Organism: Prosopis cineraria
Lineage: Eukaryota; Viridiplantae; Streptophyta; Magnoliopsida; Fabales; Fabaceae
Product: rust resistance kinase Lr10-like
Exons: 3
Coding region: 36-1865 (609 amino acids)
Biological process (GO): protein phosphorylation
Molecular function (GO): protein kinase activity; ATP binding
Source: RefSeq, a predicted model, not a curated record